Molecule: messenger RNA, 1665 nt
Organism: Pedinophyceae sp. YPF-701
Lineage: Eukaryota; Viridiplantae; Chlorophyta; Pedinophyceae
Source: the annotation of a GenBank genome assembly
AUGCUCACGGACGCGCGCCUGUCGCAGAGGGCCGCCGGCCGCGCCGAGAUCGACGAGGGCGUGAUGGACGUGGCGGGGCCCGUCGACCAGGUCCUCGCCGCGCGCCGGAAGGCCGAGACUCUGGACGCGCGGCUCGCUGAAGUGGCGUCCCUGCCGGCCCCCCAGCUCAGCGACGCCGAGUACGGGCGUAUCGAGGAGAUCCGCGAGCAGCUCGGGGAGCUCAUCGACGCGCUCGAGGCGCUCAGGCAGACGCAGGGCGACGACGACGGCGGACAGGACCUCAUGCUGACGGAGAUCGACCGUUGCCGCGCCGGUCUGACUCGCUCGGUGGACGCAGCUGCCGCGGCCGCAACCCCGGCCACGCGCUCGGUGCUGCGCGCGGCCGUCAGCUUCCUGCGCCCCGACGACGAGCCCGGCACGCCGCUCACGGGCUCCGUCGCCGGCAGCACCCCGCGCACGUCCGGCGCGCGGCGCACGUCAACGCCACGCUCCACCCUCACCGCGACAUCGCACCCCGCGGGGGAGCCAGCGUCGCCGUACCGCGCCAUGCACGAGGCCGAGAUACGGCCGUCGCGACUGUCGAUCGAGGCCGCCGGACUGACCAUCUGGGAGACCCCGGAGGCGUCUGAGAGGGGGGCUGACGCGGGGGCGGCGGGGACGCAGGCGAGGGGGAGUGCCGGGUCGGUGGGGAGCAGCGGGCUGGCGCGGUCGCCGUACUCGCCCGUGCGCGGGCGCCGCGGCCUCGGGCCGACCCCGAAGGGCAUGAAACCUGCGCGCCGCGGAGAGGGGGGAGUGUGGGCCAAGCUGGGGGGUGUCCGGCGGUCCGGGCGCUCGCCGCUCGCCGCGACCUCGCGGCACAACGUGCAGCCGAGGCGCCCGGGGCAGGCCGCGGACGCGCAGCCCGCGAAGAUGCCGGCGCCGGAGCCUGUUGCCGCAUCGCCAAAGCGGCCGCCGGCGCGCCGGAGCCUCAAGGGCUUCCUCGGACGGCCGCUGGAGCGCAACCCGCCGCACGUGCUGGCCACCGAGUCGAUGGACCCGUACAGCAUGGACGCGUUCCGCACGCCGAAGGAGCGCCGCGCGCCGCCGGUCGUGCGCGCGGACCCCGGUCACGUACACCCCCCCACACCACCCCCCGCGGAGCCCACCCCGGCGCCCCGCGCCCCGGCGCCGCCCAAGGUCGUCCCCAAGCCCGUCCCCACGGACCAGGAGUCCGCGACCUACGAGUCCUCCCUGCCGACCCUCCACCUCGCCGCCGACCUGACCUGCGACGACGCCCCGCGCCGCCGCCGCGGGCCCUUCGCGGCGAUCCGCGGGCUCAUCCGCUUCACGCUCGGCACGGCCGCGCUCGUCGGCCUCGGCGCCGUCAGCGCCAUGGCCGUCACCGUCGCCGUGAACGGCGUGCCGGAGGAUCCGGUGCCGAAGGCGAAGGAGGCGUGGGACGCCACGCGGCAGCGGUGCGCGGAGGCGGCCGGCGUCGUCGCGAGCACGGUGCGCGCCGGCGCGGGCAAGCUGCGGCAGCGCGUGGGGCGCGGCCGCGUCGUGGAGCCGUCGCCAGCGCCGCAGGUGGUGGUCGUGGCGCCGCGCGAGGGGCCCGCUGCGCCGCCGGCGCCGCUGGAGAGGAGCGUGAACCGGCCGGCGCCGUCGAUUUGGAUCGGGCGCGGGUGA